Molecule: messenger RNA, 586 nt
Organism: Acaulospora colombiana
Lineage: Eukaryota; Fungi; Glomeromycota; Glomeromycetes; Diversisporales; Acaulosporaceae
Source: the annotation of a GenBank genome assembly
AUGGGAGUACCCAUCCUACGCACCAAGCACCUCUCGUCGACCAAACAAGGCCCAGGACCAAUAGCCACAUCCAGAUCUGACUCAAAGUCAAAAUUAUCGGCCAGCCUGAAAAAACCCUACGAAAAGCCGCUCGUACUUCGAACCCACAGCUUAAACCAGGAAAUGCCGCCUCGCAGUGUUUCAAACUCGAAUUCAGGUAGCCCUGGCGGUAGCAAACGAAUGAAAGAGCCGGAUUUAGCAGGCGACCUAUCCAAAAAGGCCUCCAGAAAGAUUGCAUCCAACUCUAGAAUCCGAAAGGAAGAGCAAAACAAACGGGAAAUGUACCUUCUCUUCGUGAAUAACGCCUUCAAGACAAAGUCAGAGUUCUCGUCAAGCUCGCCAUACAACUAUGCACAACUGAACAACUGGCUUCUUGCUCUUUCUCAUGUCGUUUCUCAGCUAGAUAAACGAUAUGUCGCUCUUGUAGAAUCCAUUAUUCAUAUGCCAUGGACUACUUCACCAGAUGAAACUUUUGUCAAAAGCUAUGUUAACUUUGUUGGGAUGUUGGUUAGCGCGAGGACCGAAUGGGUGAACAUGCUAGUCGCCA